Molecule: messenger RNA, 2379 nt
Organism: Penicillium waksmanii
Lineage: Eukaryota; Fungi; Ascomycota; Eurotiomycetes; Eurotiales; Aspergillaceae
Exons: 2
Coding region: 1-2379 (792 amino acids)
Source: RefSeq, a predicted model, not a curated record
AUGACAUUUCUCAUUUGUCCCCGCUGGCGCAACUUCCAUCCGCCUUCUCCGUCCGGCGUAGCUCCAUCCGACCAUGAUGGCCCGCUUGCUGCGCAGGAAGAUCAGGAAGACCAGGGCCAGGGCCAGGACAUAGAAGCAGCACCUUCUGUCCAGCCCGAUAAUGCUACCGAAGAAGGUGAAAAACAACCUGAGAGCUUCUCUCAUCGUCUGCGACGCCGUUUCUCCCGAGAAUCCAAGACACCCGCCGAGGAUCGUGAUACCUCGAAGCUCGGAUUUCCUUUCAAUCUAAGGUCCAUCAAGUCCGCACCCAAAAUAGGGCUGAGACUCGGGCAGAACCUUACAACGUUGGGCAAUCUUGGAAGCAGUUUGAUGAGCGAAAGGGCAUACGACAGCGAUGCACAAUUCAUUACCACUCCCAGUCGCGCUGGAAAAAGUGUCAGGUCUCCAUCGGCGAAGCCUUUUCGAAGAAUGGAUCUGAGUGAUCUGAUCGAGCGAAGUCAUGAACGAAAAUCCUCAGAAAAUCGGAGUCCUGCUGCUGCUCAAGAACGGAACAUAUCCAGUCUCUCCUACCAAUCUACAACUGGGAGGGAUUUUAUAUCUACUCCUACCACCAGUGUGACAUCUUUCCAAGGUCAUCUUCGUACACCACAGGAGCUUCGUCAGGCCUCAAAUCAGCAACUGAAUCCUCUUCAAGCAGAACCGGUUCUAGGAGAAUACGACAUGAACAUCACGUCUGCAAGAUCCCUCCCAGAACUGACCCUCACUAUCCCUCGGUUGGUUCCCUCAUUUGCAGCAACACCUGCCACCAUCGCCAUCCCGCGGCCCAAUGGCGAUUCGGGGUCCCUGGCUGAUUGGAAGCAAUUUUUGCAUGAAAGCCACCAAGUGUACAGCGCAGCAUUUUCGGAAACUCUGCCCAAUCCUUCCACGGAUAUCUUGGUUAAGAAGAAUCGACAAGCACCUGCCUCAGUUAGAUCUUUUACUGAUCCACGAUCAAUACACCUUGAUGAUUUGGGAAUCUCGGACCGGCUUGCCUCGCAAACGACAGCUUCCGGCUCGAUGCCUCGGUUGAUUCACCAGAACGAAUUUGGUUUCUUCGUCCCUCCAUCACAGGAAAAUCUUCAUCCUCCCAAAAGGUCUGAAGCCUCAGCAGUAUCAGAUGUUGGCUCUCCAUCCCCAAUCCCUGGAAAGGGUGAUUUCUGUUCAUUCUACUCGCCACAGUUAGGCUCCAUUGCAUCUAAAGGGUCUCCUAUGAAUUCACAGAGAAGUGUGAACAAUCUCACUAUAAGCAACUCUCAGAUCAAAGAGAAGAUUCCGAAUGAGAGUGAAAUUGUUCAGAGCAGUCAGCUUCACGAGAACGGAGCUAUACAGAGUAAAUUCCGCGAGCAUUGCGAAAGCCCUGAUUCUGAGCAGGCGCAAUCUCACAAUAUUUCAAAUGACCUCGAUAAGGUAUGCCAGCCACGCAAGAUCAGCGUCGGUUGGAUGUCCGAAGGCCGAAGGGUAGGCUAUGGCUACAGUCCAGUGCCCAGUCAGGACGAACCACAAGUUCAAAAUGAACUUGUUUAUCACUCAUACCGCAAGCCCGAGCCAGAAUCCAAACCCGAAGUUAUGCCGGUAGAAUUCAAUCAAAUCGACUACCAAAAGCCUUCAAAUGAUAAUUUCGAGUCGACGGAAGGCUUCACUCCAGAACUAAGCCCAAGCAUGGCUAUCAAUUGCUCAGAUAUAAACCAUCCCAACCUGCCUCCAAUUCCAAAGGCCAAGGCAUCCGAAUACCCUACGCCACCAUAUCUCCGGGCCGUGCUUGGAAGCCGCAGAGGUCGAACCGAUGACCCUUCAUCCGCUCGGAUUCGCGAAGGCAGCUUCAAAAGUCUACGGGCCCCAGAACUGCCUCCAAUGACACAUAUCGAGCACUGUCAAGUCCCAAAGAGCUCGAAGUAUAGCAACCAAGCCAACGACUCUUUUGUUCAGCGCUGGCCCCGUCUCAGCCCACCUACCAAACAAGCUGCCAUUGUCUCAGGUGAUAAUGCUGAUGACGAUAAUCCAGGAUUUUUUGACCUCGGCGAUCAAUACCACGUUCAAGAGCCUUGCUCUCUCCAACCUAAAAUAUCUCGAAGCGAAAAAUGGGUCCGGCGUUUCACUCGCCGCCGAGAGAGUAGGCGUGUCUCGAAUGCUCAGCUGCAAGACUCUUCUCAGAGUUCCUCGGACCAGUAUGAGGAUUGUGUGUCGGAUGAUCCUCAGCGAAAAACCACGGAAGAUCUGGCGGUCAUGUACCAGGACUGUAUGGAUAUGCCCGGAUCCUUUGAUGGUAGCCGCUGGGCGAGUCGGAGAAGCCGAAUGCCACUGUGGGAUGCGUGCACUGAGGGUCUCUGGCAUUCAGCGUGA